Molecule: messenger RNA, 822 nt
Organism: Paramecium tetraurelia
Lineage: Eukaryota; Ciliophora; Oligohymenophorea; Peniculida; Parameciidae
Exons: 4
Source: RefSeq, a predicted model, not a curated record
AUGAGCACAUUUAUUUCGACAAAAUAAGAAUCCUUUAUUGAAAGACAAAUAAUCAACUAACAACCAGAGACAAUUAAAUAAUAUACAUCGUACACUACUGAGCCUACAUUGUUAAGGGAAGAUUAUGCAGUUAAGAAAAUUGAGAGACCAGAGGCAUAUCAAUUUUGGCAUAAAAAAGAAAAAUAUAAUUCUUAUGCCAGCAGAGUUUUAAAUACAAAUUACAGAUCAUGUUCUGUUAUAAAUCCUGGACAGAGUUUUCAAAUUAAUAAUGUUGGAAGCGGAAUAAGCUAAUCAUAAGUUGAUAAUAAUAAUGAAUUUUAAUGCUGUACAAAACAAUAGAUGGUUGUUUCUGUUGUUAUAGUAUCAAGAGAAGAAAUUGAGUAGCCAUGGAGAGAAGAAUGCCUUUAUCUACAAUCAGUAAUUAAAGAGUUGGAAAAAAAGAAGGAAAUUAAAAUAGUAAAGGAAAUAGAUUAUGCAAGAAUAAAAGAACUUGAAGAAGAGAAUCGUCAUUUGUAAUUCGAAUUAUAGGAAGCUUAAGAGAGUACUCUCAUAACAGAAAGAGUAACUUAGAACAACAGUGAAGUUGAAGUGUGGAAGAGAAAGUUCUAAGAAGUGAAUCAUGAUUAUAAUGAAGCUUAAGAGAAGUUAAUGAAUGUCGAAAUUGAAUUGGAAGCCUUAAAGAAAGAAAAAGCAAGAGCAGCCACUGCAACUACAACAGUUACAAGAUCAACAGUAAGAACAGGCACUUCCAAUAUUAGAUAGGCAGGUUAAAUUUGAUAUCGAUCAUAUAUUAAAGUGGAUAUAUUUUAAAUAUUUUAUUAU